AUGAUCAAAGACACAACUUCUCUUCCUGGUUACACAAUCUUUCAUCAUGAAGAAGGCGACCAAGCUCCUGACUUGUCUAAGCAAGCGGUGAUGCAUCCUCUCGAUCCGCUGUCAAUCGAUGAACUACGAGUUGCUGCCAAGCUCAUACGUGAGCAUAGAUACGCCGGUUCGGUCAAGUUCAACUGUCUGACUCUGCGUGAACCUACCAAGAGCGAGUAUGCAGAGUUCCGCGCAGGGCGAGGGCCGCGACCCGAACGGCGUGCCUUUGCUAUCAUACUGGCAGAGCGUGGUUCAAGCAAGGUUGCCGAGGUCAUUGUCAAUCUGGCCAAAGGAGAGGUUGAGACCUGGAAAGCAGUAUCGGAGGUCGCGCCGACCUUGACUCUUGAAGACCUCGACGUUACGGAACGAGUUGCUCGGAAGAACCCAAAAGUCAUUGAGGUUUGCCGUGAGAUUGGCAUUACCGAUAUGUCCAAAGUGUUCUUCGACGCCUGGGCUAUUGGGUUCGACCACCGCUGGGGGUUUGAACGGCGUCUGCAGCAAGGUUUGCCCUACUACCGAACGUCAUCAAUGGACAACCAGUACGCACACCCCUUGGACUUUUCCGUGGUUGUGGACACCGAGACGGAAGAGCUCCUCGCUAUUGACGUGCGACAUGUCAACGGAGAACGAACCAAGGUCCCGCUGGACAAACACAACUACCUACCGGACUUCAUUCAAGAGUCAUACGAUGGCACUAGGCUCAAGCCUAUGGAUAUCACCCAGCCGCAAGGCGUUUCGUUUCGCAUGCAGGGCAACGAGCUUUCCUGGGCAGGCUACAAGAUGCAUAUCGGUUUCAAUUACCGGGAAGGCAUCGUGAUCUCAGACGUGCGCAUCCACGACCAACAACAACAACGAGAUCGGACGCUUUUCAACCGCAUUAGCGUUGUCGAAAUGGUUGUCCCGUACGGCAACCCUGAUCCACCACACCAGCGGAAGCACGCCUUUGACGUUGGUGAAUACGGCAGCGGCCUUAUGACGAACUCGCUCAAACUUGGCUGCGAUUGCAAGGGCGAGAUCCAUUAUCUCGACGCGGUGAUGACGACAUCUAAAGGCGAACCAGCAAUGAUCAAAAACGCGAUUUGCAUCCACGAGGAGGAUAAUGGGCUUCUCUACAAGCAUACGGACUUUCGUGAUGGCAGUGUUAUUUCAGCCCGUGAUCGGAAGCUCAUCAUUUCCCAGAUCAUCACGGCGGCCAAUUACGAGUAUGCUUUCUACCACACCUUUACCCUCGACGGCACAUAUAAACUCGAGAUCAAGCUCACGGCAUAUCUUCUCGUUGAGAAUCGAUCCCGAGAUUGA
Colletotrichum scovillei is the source of this 1338-nucleotide messenger RNA. RefSeq names its product primary-amine oxidase. The transcript is spliced from 3 exons. Gene Ontology annotation, biological process: amine metabolic process. NCBI's taxonomy places the organism in Eukaryota, Fungi, Ascomycota, Sordariomycetes, Glomerellales, Glomerellaceae. Gene Ontology annotation, molecular function: quinone binding; primary methylamine oxidase activity; copper ion binding. The coding region runs from base 1 to 1338 and encodes 445 amino acids. The record is from RefSeq and is a predicted model, not a curated record.